Molecule: messenger RNA, 969 nt
Organism: Elgaria multicarinata webbii
Lineage: Eukaryota; Metazoa; Chordata; Lepidosauria; Squamata; Anguidae
Product: olfactory receptor 6M1-like
Exons: 1
Coding region: 1-969 (322 amino acids)
Biological process (GO): G protein-coupled receptor signaling pathway
Cellular component (GO): membrane
Molecular function (GO): olfactory receptor activity; G protein-coupled receptor activity
Source: RefSeq, a predicted model, not a curated record
AUGCCUGAGAACAACCAAACCACCAACAACGUCAGUGAAUUUAUCUUGCUGGGCUUUUCUGUAGCCUGGCAGUUGGAAAUUGUUUUCUUCGUGGUGCUGCUUAUAAUCUACAUGUUGACCAUCACUGGCAAUGUGGUCAUCAUUACUGCAACGUGGGUCGACCAUCGACUCCACAGCCCCAUGUAUUUCUUUCUCUGCAACCUCUCCUUCUUGGAUGCCAUGGUGGCCACAGCCAUUGCCCCCAAAAUGAUGGAGGACUUCUUAUCAAAGAAGAAGACCAUAUCUGUGUCUGGCUGCAUCUCUCAGUGUUACUUCUACUUCUUCCUCGGCACCACUGAAUUCAUUCUCUUGGCUGUCAUGUCCUUGGAUCGAUAUGUUGCUAUCUGCAACCCACUCCGCUAUACCACCAUCAUGAACAUGCAAAUGACCGCCCAGCUGAUGCUUUUGUCCUGGUUUGGGGGGUUCUUUUCUGUGCUUUCUCCAAUCAUCAUCAUCUCUAAACUGCCUUUCUGUGGCCCCAACGUUAUUGACCAUUUCUUCUGCGAUAUUGAGCCAUUGAUCAGACUCUCGUGUGCUGAUACUGUCCUUCUAGAGCUGAUAGAGUUUGCUCUUUCUACCAUUGUGCUCCUGAGUUCUCUGAUGCUGACAGUGGUAUCCUACCUCUAUAUCAUCACCACUAUCCUCCGCAUCCCAUCUACCACAGGCAGGAAGCGAGCCUUUUCCACUUGUGCCUCCCACAUCACAGUGGCCUCUGUCUUCUAUGGCAGUGCCAUCUUCAUGUAUAUAGUGCCCAACAAAGGCUUUUCCUUUGGUCUCAAGAAAGCAGUAACUCUGCAGACCUGCAUUGUUACCCACUUGUUCAAUCCAUUCAUCUAUACCCUGAGGAAUCAGCAGGUCAAAGAGGUGCUGAAGGACACAGUGUCCAGACUCCAGUGCAGCAUGAAGCAUCUGAAGACACAUAGCAGUUGA